UAGAGUAGUGUUUUUGUUAUUAGUUUGGCAUUAGCGUUUGUUCGGUGUUUCCUGCUCUGUUCUGUGUUGUAGGGUUUAGUUUGUUUGCUUUUCAACUUCAAUUCCAAAUCAAACAACUCUCGGAGCUAGAGCUUAAACAGGAAAGAAUUUUGGUGAAUAUACUAUUUUGUUCACCAAAUUGAUAUAAGAAAAGUCCCAAUUUAUAAUAUCUUUCAUGUAGUUUUCAAAUAUAUAAAUUUUAAUUUUAAAAUAUUGAGUUAAUCUAAUCCAGUUUAGCUUCAAAGUUUAGUCAAAUUGACUCUCGAAAAGCGAAAAGUGUCACAUAAAUUGGGAUGGAGGGAGUAGUUGUGUUUGUACGUGAAACUGAUAACUGGUAGUUGCAUGGCAAUUUGUUUAUCAGGAUGUUGAAGAAAUACGGUAAAAUUUGUGCAUUGUGCUUAUUACUGGUUUUGCAAGUACACUUGUAUUAGUUGUGUGUGUAUAUGAAACUGAUAAUUGGUAGUAGCACCGUAAUUUGUUUAUCAGGAUGUUGGAGAAAUACGGUAAAAUUUGUGCAUUUGCUUAUUACUGGUAAAUUUUUGUAUAUGUUGUGCAAGUACACUUGUAUUAGUUCUGUGUUUAUAUGAAACUGAUAAUUGGUAUUAGCGUGGUAAUUUUUUACCUUAUCCUGAUUUUGGAGCAAAAUUGUAGUAGUUGUUUAUCUCUUGAGCUCAAGAAAGCUGCUGCUAUUUUCUCAUGAAUCUAACUGAAGUGUGAUCAUGCCAUGAGUGCAUUCCAGUUAAGGUAUAAGUCUGAGUUAAACAUUGUUAGACACUUAUUAAGUGUAGACAAAUAAUAUAUCAUCGAUGAUAUCUUCGAUAUAAUAUAGCGCACAAUAUUGUAAAAGAUUGUGAGGACUGAAUUCUACGUUUGUUAAAGCAUGUCGACAUAGAAAUGACUACCAAGUGAAAUGAUGCAUCUUGGUAAGCGUAAAGCUUAUUAGACCUGCGGUCCAGACAUCAGAAGAUAUGUGUCUUGUCUUAUUAUGAAACGUAACUUUAAGCAUCUGGAAUUUGAAUUUGAGUCUUCAGCAAUUAAAUGACGUCUUGUAAUAAGUUGCAAUGACCAGUCUAAAAGUGUGGGAUGUUACCAGUGAAAUUCAUGUGCUAUAGGUUGAUUUUAACUGUUUGAUAGUAAUAAUUAUAACUGGAUUUCAGAUUUCUGACAAAAAGAGUUUAAACAAUGACAUAUAUUUGAUAUGUUAUCUGUACUAUUAUUGUAUGUCUUAAUUUUGAGCUUUUUCAUCUGGUUGGUAGAUGCCUUAGGAAGUGCAUAUCUCACUUCCUUUCUGCUGACUGGAGGAUGGAAUCUCGAUAAUGUUUUACUGUCAUUAGAAGCAUACGUGAAAGCAGAGAAAAUUGAUGCAAUGAAGUCACACCCCCACCUACAAUAAAACAGUGCCAUUGGUAAGAGUAAUGAUGAGAAGAGUAAGGGAAAGAUUAAAGAAACAAGCUUGCUGUCUUCCCUGGUUCAGUCACUUGCUAUUAUUGAUUGUAAGGCUUUACAUUCAUCUUAGAUGUUUAACUGCGAACAUUGAGGUAUAUGAUUAACCUAUUUAUCUAUUAGUUGAGGUAAUGUGCUUUCUCGCAGUGAAUUCUUCAUUUAACAAAGCAACCAUGGAUCUCUUACCUGAAGGCCUUAACGAAGGGAUUACAGUUAUAGGAACAGUCGGUGCUUUAAGUUUGAGACCAAAGCUCCAGCAAACUAUGUGCUGUGUAAUCCAUUGAGGUACUGUAAGGGAGGGCUUGCAACAGCAUCAGCCAUGGUGCUCAAGACCGAACUUUGUCGUUUCUACCCUGGGAGAGGCAUCAGAUUUAUUCGUUCAGAUUCUCAAGUGUUCCUAUUUGUCAACUCAAAAUGCAAACACUGCUUCCACAACAAGCUGAAGCCAUCCAAACUUACCUAUACAUCUAUGCAGAAGAAGGAUAUUGCACUAGAAGCUGUUAAGAAGAGGCAAUGUGCCACCAAGAAGCCUUACUCUAUGUCCAUUGUGGGUGCAACCUUGGAGGUUAUCCAGAAGAAAAGAACUGAAAGGCCAGAAUUUCGAGAUGCCGCUCUUCAUGAAAUUAAGGAAAGGAUAAAGAAGACAAAGGAUGAGAAGAAGUCUAAGAAGGCAGAGGUGAUGGCCAUGUACCAGAAAGCUAGGGGAAAGGACAAUGUGUCCAAAGGAGUUGCACAAAAAGGUCAUAAAGUUGGUGGCGGCGGAGGAAAACAUUAA
Messenger RNA from Lycium ferocissimum, 2257 nucleotides. Its product is annotated as large ribosomal subunit protein eL24-like. The coding region runs from base 1802 to 2257 and encodes 151 amino acids. Gene Ontology annotation, molecular function: mRNA binding; structural constituent of ribosome. The record is from RefSeq and is a predicted model, not a curated record. The transcript is spliced from 4 exons. Lineage: Eukaryota; Viridiplantae; Streptophyta; Magnoliopsida; Solanales; Solanaceae. Gene Ontology annotation, cellular component: cytosolic large ribosomal subunit. Gene Ontology annotation, biological process: cytoplasmic translation.